CUAUGCAUUACGGUAUUUAUACAACUUUUGGACCUGGCAUUUAUGUAACCCGUUGACAAUGUGCUGACAUAUAGCUAUAAUUUCCUAUACAUCAACCAUCUGAUGAAAUGGUACGGCUUUGUAACAAAUUAUUACCUGCUUUCGCAAGCAUACUUUCCAAGCAAACUGUAAGUUAUGCGGUUAACCGGCUGUCACCGACACCGAGGGCAUUGCGCCCCUUCUCGUGCUUUGGUAAGCAAUUGCAGCUUCACAAUGAACAGCCGGCGAGUUGUUCUGCAUUGACAGGGAAAGUGGACCGGUUUGGAGGCGUUACAGUCCGUGACUUUCCACCAGACAUCAGUGAAGAUGCCUUCAGCAUUCUUCUGAAAGAUUCUCUGGCUACGUGGAGGGGGGAGGGCAAGAUCGCCGUAUGGCUUCACAUACCCAUCUCUCUCAGCCGCCUGGCGUCUGCGGCAGCCACUCAUGGAUUCACCUUCCACCACGCCCGGCACAACCAGGCCGUACUCUGCCUUUGGAUGGGGGAAGGAGAGAGUCGUCUGCCUGGGUUCGCCACGCACCAGGUCGGGGUAGCAGGAGCCGUUGUUGAUGAGUCCAAUGGAAAGGUCUUAGUCGUCCAAGACAAGAACAAGACUAUAAAUGCCUGGAAGUUUCCGGGGGGUCUUUCCGAUCCAGGGGAAAACAUCGGUGUUACGGCUGUCCGCGAGGUUUUCGAGGAGACGGGUGUGCGCGCCGAAUUCCGCUCCCUCCUGAGCAUCCGGCAGCAGCACAACCACCCGGGCGCCUUUGGCAUGUCCGACAUGUACAUCAUCUGCCGCCUGAGCCCUCUGACCUACGACAUCGAGUUCUGCACCCAGGAGUGCCUGCGCUGUGAGUGGCUCGACCUGGCCGAACUAGCCAAGACCAAUGCCACCACCCCGAUCACCAGCCGCGUCGCACAGCUCCUCCUCCACGGCCUCCGGCACGGCUUUCAUCACAUCGACCUCACCGUGAAUGAGCUGCCUGCCGUCUAUUCUGGAAUGUUCUACCAGCUGUACCACCGGCAGCUACCAGAGCUCCUUAAGCAAGCCUGAUGGCUACUGGCCCACAGGGCACAACCACACCACACCACAUCACACACCGGCUGCACUUUAGAAGCGCUGACCGCUGACCGGAUUUUCUCACCAUGCUGUGGUGUGGGCACAGACGCUUAUGAACUGUUACUAUAAAAAGGGAUGGGUGUUACUGUGGUGAUAAUCACUGGACAGGAUAUUACUCGCUGACUGGGCCACAUACCUUCUCUCCUGUGGGAAUUCUGCACAUGCAUCAAAGGUUAGGCCGAGGCUACUUGAUGGGCUGGAUCUUGACAGCAAUACUGGGGGUGUUAUUUAUGAUGUUAUUAAGAUGCCGAGAUGUGUCUCCGCUGGACAGCAGACAGCGAUUUACAAUGCUGAAAUUAGAACUGUACUGUAGGACUGAAUUGUGAAGUAUUUAACCAGUGUUGAAUAAAGUUGGACUCUGUCAAACUACCAA
This is a messenger RNA of Clupea harengus (Atlantic herring), 1509 nucleotides long. RefSeq names its product nudix (nucleoside diphosphate linked moiety X)-type motif 6 (gene nudt6). The record is from RefSeq and is a predicted model, not a curated record. Lineage: Eukaryota; Metazoa; Chordata; Actinopteri; Clupeiformes; Clupeidae. Gene Ontology annotation, molecular function: ADP-ribose diphosphatase activity; NAD binding; NADH pyrophosphatase activity.